CUCGUUUCCACAGCUUUAUUACCUUUUCAGCAAGUGCCUUCUUGCAAACUGUUGCGAUCGAGCUGUCACACCGGUUUCGCGAAGGCUGGCAUCAUGAGCGUGAUGGAGGUUCUCUUCGAGUUGCUGGUGGUGUUGAUCAAGACGUUGGGCACCGUCUGCGUUUCUCUUUUCCGAUGUGUGAUCCCGGAACCUUUCAAGUCGGUGAGGGAGAAAGUGAUUCUGGUGACCGGAUCCGCCGGAGGACUGGGCCGGCUGCUGGCUCAGAAAUUUGCUCUAUUAGGUGCCAAAGUUGUUCUGGUGGACAUUGAUGAAGUCCGCAACAAUGAAACGCUUCAGAACAUUAAAUCGAUGCAAUGUAAAGCUUAUGCCUACACCUGUGAUGUCAGUAACGAAAAUCAGGUCGAAUCUUUAGCCGAUAAAGUGUUUCGGGAGGUGGGGGAUGUAGACAUCCUCAUCAAUAAUGCUGGGGUUUUGCCAGGAAAGCCACUCUUUGACCUGACCAAUGCGCAAAUAAAGAAGACAUUUGCCAUCAACUCAUUGUCUCAUAUGUGGAUGAUUCGGCAAUUUCUUCCUCGCAUGUUGGACCGAGGCGAAGGACACAUCGUGGCAAUAGCUUCAGUUGCCGGCAUCUUGGGUUGCUCCUACCUCGUGGACUACUGUGCAUCCAAGCAUGCAGUUAUCGGAUUGAUGGCAGCCCUUCGAGAGGAAUUGCAUGAAAUGGGAAGAGAAGAACAGAUACAGCUGACAGUUAUUUGUCCAUCCACCAUGAAUACUGGAAUGGUGCAGAACCCUAAAACAAGGUUUCCAUCCCUGUUGCCAAUUCUGGAUGUUGAUAAAGCAUCGGACAUCAUCGUCCAAUCUGUUCUCCGAGACAAGAGAUUCGUAGUCAUUCCCACCUUUGUUCAUGUGAUCUACAAAUUUUUCAACUUAUUUCCACCUCAAGUGCCAUUGCUGCUGCAAAGAUUUCUUGGUUAUACCAUUGACCCUAAUGUGAAGUAAGCCAUUGACUGGUGUCUUCAUUUAAUUUGUUUCACAGCAACUAACUUACUCUCAUUUGUGUUAAUAAGCGGUUGAUAUUUGUACAUACUUUUUAAAGUAUUUUUUAUUAUGGAAUUCUAAGUUUUGACAGAAUAAACUUGUUUAAAAAAAUGAACAA
Messenger RNA from Argiope bruennichi, 1156 nucleotides. RefSeq names its product short-chain dehydrogenase/reductase family 16C member 6-like. The coding region runs from base 94 to 999 and encodes 301 amino acids. Gene Ontology annotation, molecular function: oxidoreductase activity, acting on the CH-OH group of donors, NAD or NADP as acceptor. Gene Ontology annotation, cellular component: lipid droplet. The transcript has 6 exons. The record is from RefSeq and is a predicted model, not a curated record. Lineage: Eukaryota; Metazoa; Arthropoda; Arachnida; Araneae; Araneidae.